AACACGAUCCAUUAAUAGUAAUAUGCUGCUCCAUUCUCGUGAAAACACGAUCCGUCGCUCUGAUCGGCUCCCUUUCCUUCAGCGGCGAUCAUGCGCUCCAUCGGUGCCCCUUCCGGCAACCAUCGACACAUGCCGCCCCUCCCUACCCAUUCGCCGUCACUGCCGCCGCCGCCGCCACCGGUACCUCCACCGCUUCCGAACUCCUCGAGCUCCUCUACCCUCUCGGCGUGGGCUCCCCCUUUCACCUUUGACCAUGUCUUCCCCGCCCCUCCGCCGCCCGCACAUCACCCUUCUGUCCCUCCACAGGCUCUCCUCGUCUCAGAUCGCCCCUCCUCCUCCCGGUUGCCUUCGCACAACUCCGCAGCAGUCUCGCUCCGAUCACAGCCCAGAACCGGCGCCCUCGGCGUCGGUGACCCCUACUACGCCCACUACUAUCCUAGCUCGCAGCUGCGGGCUCUCGAUGAUUCUUUCGGACCCUCUUCGGCCUUCUCUGAACUUGGACCUGGCCCGUGGAACAAGCCGUUCGAUGAGGAGGUAGGGCAUGCGAAGCUCUCUGAUACGGCACCGACAUGGAGGGAAUCACCUUUUAGCUACACGGCGCCAUCUUUCCAGGAAGAACUUGUAGCUGAUGGCAAUGUCUAUUCUGACAAGGAUUCUUAUGGUGUUUGGAAUGGAAAAUUUGCUGAUUCAACGACAGGGAAAAAAAAAUACUUUGGAUCUCAACAUUCUGAAUGGCUACAGGAUAACCACCCAGAGAACUAUGAACAAGACAUGGGGUCAUCUUAUUCCAUUUUCAAUGCUCCAAUCUCAACACCAAGUGCUUUACUCAAUGGAAUACAUCGUUCUGCAACAAUUGGCUCAACAUCUAGGAUAGGAUCACAUGAUAUUUCUGUUUCAAACUCUACAUACAACCGUUACAUGGCACAACUUGAUUCAUGUUCAGCAGAUCCACUGAUUUUCCAUCCAUCUGCAACAUCUUCAACUUCAAUUGAAGUCCACGGUCUGUCAAACUUAAAAACUAGUACAAACAUCAACUCUACUUUGUCACCUGCGAAGGUUCAUCAUGCAGGUUCCUAUAAGAUCAAAGGGCCAUCUGUUGUAGUUUCUAGCUCGAAGGAAGUUAAUCUCAAUCAAAACUUGUCAAGCAAAGGGGGAUAUGAUGCAAAGAUAUGCAUUGAUCACAGCACAAAUUCUUUCAUGCCACCUGUAGUUUCAGGAGAAUACCCUCCUUCCAGUAAUAAUCAAGCUACAGAAAGCCUGUUAAAUCUUUCUUCCAUGUUGAGUUCUGAAUCGAGGCUAGGAAAUAUCGUGAUUGCUGAUGCUUCAUCUAGGAGCAGAUCCUUGGAACCAGAUAACUCCAUCAAGAGUUCUUCAGAAGCAGUCGAUCAACAUAAUCUUGCUGUUGACUCACCAUGUUGGAAAGGAGCUCCAUCAUCACGGCAGUCACCAUUUAGUGUUAAUGAGAUGCUAGCUGCUGAGAUCAAGGAUUCAAACAAGAACGAUCCAUGUGUUUAUCAAAAAACAAUUCUGGAAGGCAUCGGAAACUCAAAACAGUCUGCAGAACAAGUUGGAAAUUUGAAUUUUGGUGAAAUUGAGAAAAGUUAUUUAUCUGAAAGGCCAGACCCAGAAGACUCAGCAGUUGCUUCUUCAAGCAUACAACAGAAAACUGAGGGUGCAUAUAAAAAACUGUCUAAUUAUAUAAAACAUCAUGAAAAUGAGAUUUUAUCUGACACUGCUUGCGGGCAACAAAUAAAUGCGACAAUUGAAGCUGAGAAAAGAGAUGAGGCACAGAAUAUUUCUGAUGCAAAAUCAGUUGAAACAGAAAGUAAUACUGGACAUGAAUUCCCACAAGCGAAGGGGAUUGUUGAUAACAUCAAAGAUUCAUGCUCUGCAAGACAGAAAAGCAUCAAGGAUCUUGUUAAGUCAAUACAUAGUUAUUCAGUAGAACUAUUGUCUACCAACUUUAAUGACAGAGAAGAAUUGGAAGCUCAUGAUUGCAGACUUCUCUACUCAGCGAUUAGCAAUAUUAAGCUCCUCCUCAAAGACAAAAAGGAUCUAGUUGGUUUUAAUCAUUGUUCAUGUCUAGAGCCUGCUGGUUCUUGCAAUAUUUCUGAAAAUACUAGACUAAAGGAGAAGAACCAUAAUUGCAACAUGAAGGGAAAGACAAUCUCUGUUGGAUGCAAUUGUUUGAAUGACGAGUUUAACAAUUUUGUCAUCAAAUGCAGUGAUGCAGAUCUUAAGAAAGUCAAUAGCAACACUCAGAUUUUUGAGAAUGCAUUGUCCGAAACUUUUUGCGAGAGGGAAGAAAAUGAAGGGACAUUGUUUUACAAAAAUCUCUGGAUACAAGCAGAAGUUAUGACAUGUCGACUGAAACAAAAACUUCUACUUGCUCAAAUGAAGAUGGAAUCAGAAAACUCAAAGCCUCCACGAUCUGACAUAUCUUCAAGCCUGCCUUCUCAAACUAACCACGAGGAGCAUAAUUUGCCCUCGAAACUCAAAGAUAUGGAAAGCAUAAGGAAACGAGAAAGUCUUCCUGGUGGAUCGGCAAACUGCCAGUUGAAGCAGGCUGAUGAUAUGGAAUCAUCUGCCAUGGCUCGGUUCAAAAUUCUGAAGGAUCGGAUGCGGAACAUCAGCUCUACUUCCAGAAGAAUGGAGGAGGAUUGCAUUCUCGACCUCCAGGAAUUUGCAAUGCACUCAGGUGCCAAUACAAACAUUGGCGACUCUCCGGACACUGAAAAUGAUUCUGAUAUGUAUGAUCUUCCCAUUAAUCUAACUGAUCUCGGUUUUAUGGAGCCGGUUGCAGAAGCACCUAUCAGUUGGUCAUUCUUCCGGGCCAUACCUCAUACUCAGCCUCUUUCCGCAACAACUGACGAAGCAGAUGGCACUUCAAAUGGAAAUGCCAGGCAAAUGGCUCCUGGCCCCUUGUAUGGUUCACUGAUCCAGUCCUACAUGACAUCCAAGGAAGGGAGUUGGCCAAGUACCAGACACGUUUGGUUCGGAAUUAUCCUUGAUAAUCUUGGUUAUCCAUCCAAGGUUAUCAAGGAUAAUCUUGUUUGGGUUAACAAAAAUUUUAAGACAAAAUUAUCCGAUGUUGAGGUGUACGAGUUCGUGUUUGCCUUGCCGUCAUCGUCGUUGGAGGCCAUCGAGAGCGCUUCGAUCGAGAGCAUCGGACCGGUGGCUGGCGCGUGUGUGGAGGCGCUUGGGGCGUCGCCCUCGGAGUUGAAACGGGCGACGGCGACGGGGAUACAGCUCUUGACGAAGCACCGGUCGGACUUCCGUGCGCUGAUCGGGGCAUCGAGGUUCAUUCCGGUGUUGGUGCCUCUGCUGAAGAGCAUCGACCCUGCGAUGCAGGAGAGCGCGGUGACGGCGCUUCUGAAUCUCUUGCUGGAGGAGGAGAACAAGAAGCCCAUCAUUAUCGCGGGGGCUAAGCAGAAUGCUGCCUGCGCACUGCUUAACCUAUCGAUGAUCGAGGAGAACCGAGGGACAAUCGGUGCCUGCGGGGCGAUUCUGUCGCUGGUGUCUCUGCUCGUGAGCGGUUCGAGCCGGGAAAAAAAGGAUUCCCUAACCACGCUGUACAAGCUGUGCUUAGUCCGGCUGAACAAGGAAAGGGCUAUCAGCGCCGGGGCGGUGCCUCCACUGGUGGGGUUGGUGGGGGAACGCAGUGGUGGCACAGCCGAGAAGGCGCUGGUGGUGCUAGGAAGCCUGGCUACGGUGCCGGAGGGUAAGGAUGCAGUGGCGGAAGCGGGAGGGAUCCCUGUGCUGGUCGAGGCAAUGGAAACCGGACCAACAGCUGGGGGAGAGUUCACCGUGCACGAGCUGCUGCAGCUCGCCGCCGAAAGUCCCCAUAUCCAAAGGCUUCUCUUGGGCGAAGGCGCAAUCCCACCAUUGGUUGAGCUUUCGCAGGCGGGCUCAUCGCGAGCUAAGCGCAAGGUCUGCCCAUGGCUUACUUUUUGUUCUUCUUUUCUCAAUUUUCUACUAACCACACAAUCAUCGGCUUGUUUCUUCAUGCAAUUCCUUCGUUGGCAGUGA
Molecule: messenger RNA, 4029 nt
Organism: Zingiber officinale
Lineage: Eukaryota; Viridiplantae; Streptophyta; Magnoliopsida; Zingiberales; Zingiberaceae
Exons: 8
Coding region: 91-4029 (1312 amino acids)
Molecular function (GO): protein binding
Source: RefSeq, a predicted model, not a curated record